AUGGCAUGGGGUCAGGAGGUCAGAGACCAGGUUCAUGGCGUGACCCCGGGGCAGACGGACUCCACGGAGUGUGUGUUCUACAACGUGAACUUCGAGCUGGAGAAGACGAACCUCAGCGGGACGGAGCGCUGCGAGGGCGAACAGGACAAGCGCUCGCACUGCUACGCCUCGUGGAGGAACAGCUCGGGGAGCAUCGAGCUGGUGAAGAAGGGCUGCUGGCUGGACGACUUCAACUGCUACGACAAGCAGGACUGUGUGGCGACAGAAGAAAGUCCUCAGGUGUUUUUCUGCUGCUGUGAAGGAGAUUUCUGCAACGAGAUGUUCAAACACCUGCCGGGACCUCCGAUGAAAGCACCUCCCUCUCUGGGGGUUUUGGCUCUGAUGCUUUACUGCUUCCUGCCGGUCAGUUUUCUCUCCGUUCUGCUGCUCAGCGCCGUCUGGAUGUACCGACACCGAAAACCUCCGUACGGACACGUGGACAUCACAGAGGACCCCGGCCCCGGCCCCGGCUCCCCCCUGCUGGGGCUGCGUCCCAUUCAGCUGCAGGAAGUGAAGGCGAGGGGGAGGUUCGGCUGCGUCUGGAAGGGAAUGAUGAUCAGUGAGAGCGUCGCAGUGAAGAUAUUCCCCAUUCAGAAUAAGGAGUCGUGGCAGUUGGAGACGGAGGUGUUUGUUUCUCCCGGGAUGAGGCAUGAAAACCUCCUGAGAUUCAUCGCUUCGGAGAGACGGGGGAGUCACCAGGAUGCUGAGCUCUGGAUCAUCACAGAGUACCACGAGAGGGGUUCUCUGUGUGACUUCCUGAAGGGAAACAUCGUCAGCUGGACUGAGCUCUGUCACAUCGCAGAGACCAUGGCACGUGGACUCGCUUACCUUCAUGAAGACAUCCCAAAGAUGAAAGGAGAGGGACCCAAACCUGCCAUCGCUCACAGGGACUUUAAGAGUAAGAACAUAAUGCUGAGUUCGGACCUCUCGGCGGUAAUCGGAGAUUUCGGCCUCGCCGUUCGUUUCGAGGCCGGUGAACCUCCGGGAGACACACACGGACAGGUGGGCACCAGGCGCUACAUGGCUCCGGAGGUUUUAGAGGGAGCAAUAAACUUCCAGAGAGACGCCUUCCUGAGGAUCGACAUGUACGCCGUGGGUCUGAUUCUCUGGGAGCUGGUGUCCCGCUGCAAGGCCGUGGACGGUCCGGUGGGAGAGUACCUGCUUCCCUUCGAGGAAGAGGCGGGGCAGCAUCCGUCUCUGGAGGACCUUCAGGACGUGGUCGUCCACAAGAAGCUGAGGCCGGCUCUGAAGGAGCUCUGGCUCAAACACAGCGGAUUGGCUCAGAUCUGCGAGACGGCGGAGGAAUGCUGGGAUCACGACGCCGAGGCUCGUCUUUCCGCAGGUUGCGUCGAGGAGAGAAUUUCAUCGAUUCGCCGCCUGAAGGCUAACAUCGUGACGCCGCCGACCUCCGACCUCAACGCCCUUUUGGUGACCUCACUUCCUCCCUCCAUGGUGACCAACGUGGACCCCCCCCCCAAAGAGUCCAGCAUCUGAGGAGAGCUCUACUU
Messenger RNA from Trematomus bernacchii (emerald rockcod), 1547 nucleotides. RefSeq names its product activin receptor type-2B-like. Gene Ontology annotation, biological process: protein phosphorylation; activin receptor signaling pathway; cellular response to growth factor stimulus. The record is from RefSeq and is a predicted model, not a curated record. NCBI's taxonomy places the organism in Eukaryota, Metazoa, Chordata, Actinopteri, Perciformes, Nototheniidae. Gene Ontology annotation, cellular component: plasma membrane; activin receptor complex. Gene Ontology annotation, molecular function: ATP binding; activin binding; activin receptor activity. The transcript is spliced from 11 exons. The coding region runs from base 1 to 1533 and encodes 510 amino acids.